Molecule: messenger RNA, 4324 nt
Organism: Bactrocera oleae (olive fruit fly)
Lineage: Eukaryota; Metazoa; Arthropoda; Insecta; Diptera; Tephritidae
Source: RefSeq, a predicted model, not a curated record
CACGAUUUUUGUAUUGAGUGCCGUGAACGGUCGCUUUAGACAAAGUUAAACUUUCAGCAAUCUCUUGAGUUGUUAUUCGACGAUUUACAUCAACCAACGACUUUAUUUUAUCCACAUCGGCUUCAAGAGGCUUUUCUUGACGUGGUGCAUCCUCCAGAUCGACAUUGCAACAAGAUCAGCUGUUAUCAUCAAACGAAAUUACUUAGUUAACGACCCAAUACUAACAAGAUACCGUCGUAAUUAAAACCAUUAAAAAUUCUUAAAGUUUUUGCACGAAAUAAAUACUUUAACAGAAAGAUGGAAUGCCAAGAAAGAAAGGAGUUGAGAAAUUCUAUCUAAGUUGUACCAAAACAAUUUUAAAGUAUGGUAUAUUCAAAAUCAAAAUUGUGUGCUUUUAUGAUAGCAAUCCAUGAAUAUAACGAAAUAUUCAUAUUGUCGACAAUUGCAUGCCAUUUGUUUGCAAAAUAAUAUAAAACUAUUUAAUUUAAUCGGCAAGUUGCCACACAACUUGUAUGGAAAAAUUCAUAUCAAGACGACGUUCAAGUUCGAAAAGUGAGGGUGUAGUAGUAGAAAAUUGUGAGUGUAUUGCAACUUGAAAGCAAUUUCUUGAACGUGGAACGUCCGGGUUAGCGCAUUGUUGGCAUAGUGACUUCUAUAAAAAUAAAAAUAGCCACGAACUAAAUUUAAAUAAAUAAGAGGAGAAAACGUUCAUGUGAAUCAGACAUUGUGAGAUCCAUGAAUAUGUGCAUACACAUGUAUAUUGUUAUAUGAACUUAUGGAAAUUAUAAAAUAGCAACAAUGCACGGAGUAUAUACCAUAUAUGUUAUGUUUAAAUAAUAAAUAAAUAUAAGAAAAGAGGCAGCGUUAAGUGUGGGUGGACAUUACUUCUUUGAAUAUGCAUACGGUAUAACUUUCGAAUUAACCGUUGCUUAAGAAGAGUGAUCUGUUCAAAGCAAUAUAUCAAUUUGUAAUGUUUACUAUUUUCAUUCCAAAUGACCGUUAGUUGCAUAAAACGAUUAUACUCUAUGCCUGAAUUAUCCCGCCGGUAUAAAAUAGAAUAAAUCAGCAACACGUUUUCACACAUUCACACAUACAUAUGUAUUUAUUUAGCUCCACUCAAAUUUAGACACAUCUACAUAUGUACAUACAAAUGUUUGUAUGUAUAUGCGACCGUUAAUGCGCACAUUUAAGCGCAAUUUUAAAUGAUCUCAAUUUAUUCUUUUAGGUGUUAAAUCUUUUGUCUCGGCGCAUUCAUUGCUAAAUUCACUUAUGUAAGUAGUGCGACUAGGCCGUCAGAGCGCCUUCGUAGGCAAAGAAAUCAUACUGGCAUGUGUGUAUGUGCGUGCAUGUGCUACACGAAAUGUUGCGACGUCAUCAUCAAGCUUUCCAUCAACUGGCCGCGCGAUUUGUGUAAGUGUCAUUUUAAUAGCAAUAAAAUCUCUAGAAGCACAUACACACACACACACACACACACUCAAGUAGCGAUGUGGGAGCGCAUGCUGAUUACUAUUUAGAAAAUUGGUUGCUGUAAAAAGCAAAUGCGGGCAGACAGAUGGGCAAGUGUUUAGAAAAAAUCAUGCAAGUUCACUGGUGAUUUCGUGAACGUUCACUAAAAACUGCACGCCUAAAGAGAUUUUGAGUCAGUUAUCGAUGGACGGCGAGCGUGUAAUAAACUAAAGUGGUCGGUAGCGUUUAGUACAGUAAUGGCGCGUGUGAUAACAGCAAGCGAUGCAUCUGACAAAAAGAGUUAUUGACUGGUGUCAAAAUUUUGGUCCUUGCGCUUAUGCCUUUGAAAAAUAAUCAUUUUUGCGCAACAAGUGGUGUGUUAUUACAACAAAAAUGACAAGAAGUGUUAAAUGAAUGCUAAUGGUAUUUGGUACAAAAAUUAUAUUACUCAUACGCACUUCAGUACAAAUUAUGUGCAAAUAUUAUAUAUAAUAUAAUAAGAAACUGCUGUGAUACAAGUAACAAAUUGUUUUAUAAUAAAUUUUAUACAAAUUUUUUUAUAAAAUUAUUUAAAGUUCUUACUGUCGGCUGCUAAACUCUGAGUUAUUGUAUGAAUUCGUGCUAUAGAAAAUAUCAGAAAGCGAGUAUAUUGUUAUUCAAAAGCACUGCCAACAAUGAGAAGAAGUUUAAAAAUAUUGUAUUUUGCUGUUUUUAUUUGUGUAAAGUGUUUGUUCAGCUAAUUUUUGAAAUAACUUAAAAUAACAAAUCAUCGGAAAUGUUCAGUCGCAGCAAUUCACAUCCUGGCAAUGGACCAGCCGACGCUUACACACAGGUGCCUACGAAUAUCACGUCAGCCAAGUCCACACCCGCUGGUGUGAAAACUGCCGAGCGUGAUGCUGAUCGCGGUCAAUGGGCCUCAAAAACAGAGUUUAUGUUGUCCUGUAUUGGCUAUGCGGUGGGCAUUGGCAAUGUGUGGCGUUUUCCAUAUCUCUGCUAUCGCAGCGGUGGCGGCGCAUUUUUGGUGCCUUAUCUGUUGAUGUUAUUCCUUUGCGGCAUUCCGUUAUUUUUUAUGGAAAUUGUGAUGGGACAAUUUUCGAGCGUUGGCUGUAUUGGUGUUUUCCGCUUAGCACCGCUAUUUAAAGGCGCCGGCUUCGCUAUAGUAAUUGUCAACUUUAUUUGUACCUGCUACUAUUCGGUGGUCAUCGCCUAUCCGAUUAUGUUUUUAAGUAAAUUGUUUUCCCUAAAAUUGCCUUGGAUUGAUUGUCAGAAUGUGUGGAACACAGAUCAUUGUGUGGAGGUUUUGGAUUUAGCGAAACGUAACUUCACACAUCACACUGGGUUUCGCACGCCAGCCGAUGAGUUCUUUCAGUGGGUAUUAAUACUUAAUUGUUUGCACAUUCCUGAAAUCUCACUUUCAAUAUUUUUUUUUUACAGUUUUGAGAUUUUGAAAAUAUCUGGAAGUAUUGAGGAAUUAGGCGGCUUGGUAUGGCCGCUGUUUUAUUGCUUGAUCUUUGUGUGGCUUUCGGUGUAUGUCUGCAUUAUACGCGGCAUAAAAACGGUCGGCAAAGUGGUUUAUUUCACCGCAGUCUUUCCCUUUUUCAUACUCUUCGUAUUAUUUAUACGCGGCAUAACGCUGCCUGGCGCAUGGAAAGGUAUUUUGUUCUACAUCAAACCGGAAUGGUCACGUUUGUUGGAUCUAAAAGUUUGGGCCGACGCUGCAAUACAGAUAUUCUUUUCAUUGGGACCAGGUUGGGGCGGUAUUGUGAAUAUGGCUAGUUUUAAUAAUUUUCGCAAUAAUGCUAGAGGCGAUGCAUUCGUUAUACCGAUUGUGAAUUGUGCGACUAGCAUAUUUGCGGGAUUUGUGGUUUUCUCCGUGUUGGGUUUCCUCUCACACCAAUCCGGCAUACCUGUUGCCACGGUGGCCACAUCUGGUCCCGGCCUGGCAUUUGUAACAUAUCCACAGGCGAUCGCCAUGCUGCCAAUGCCACAUUUGUGGGCUGCGCUUUUCUUCGUCAUGCUCUUUCUGCUUGGUUUGGAUAGUGUGUUUGUUCAAAUUGAGGCGAUUAUAUCGUCGGUGAUCGAUGAGAUACCAAAGCUGCGACAGCAUAAGGCGCUAGUUACAUUGGGAUCGGUUUUAAUCAUGUUUUUAAUGUCAAUAAUUAUGGUGACAAGAGGCGGCAUGUUCAUACUGCAACUAUUUGAUUGGUAUUCUGCAUCGAUUUCGGUAAUACUCAUAUGUGGUUUGGAAGUUGUGAUGGUCGCCUGGAUCUAUGGCGUUGAUAAUUUUAUUGCCGAUAUUUACUUUAUGAUCGGCAAAAGACCGGGUAUUGUUUGGAAAUUUUGUUGGAUGUACAUCACGCCGAUUAUAUUGAUUGGAAUGUUCUUCACUAGCAUCAUAUUCAAUCGCGAUAUAACCUAUAACGGAAAUGUAUAUCCACGUUGGGCCAUAGCACUCGGUUGGCUGAGUUGUUCCAUCUCCAUUGCAUGCAUUCCAGCAUAUAUGAUUUAUGUAUUAGUGCGAGGGCAGAGCACGCCCCUAAAGACUAUGCGAAGACAAUUACAAGCUGUUGAUUGGACGCCGGCAAACGAAGAAUAUCGCCUUGAAUAUGAGGAAUAUCAGCGUUCACGCAAAUUAACCUGUGAACUGAAUAAUAUCAGAGUGGAGUCGAUAGCUAAGGCGCGAGUGUGACGUCACAAAGUGUGCAUAGAUAUUUGCUUUAUAUAUGAGAUACAAGUAAAGUUAGGUAAUGAUUAAGUAACAUAAUUUUUUUUUGAGUAUUAACAUAAGUGUAUAUUAUGUAUAUUUACAAAAAUAAUAAGAUAUUAUAAAUAAUUUGUAUAAGCAAAAAGAUAAUAAAAGCAUUUAUUAAUAAAAAAA